Messenger RNA from Xylaria bambusicola, 2048 nucleotides. Its product is annotated as ribonuclease H-like domain-containing protein. Gene Ontology annotation, biological process: rRNA processing; ribosomal large subunit assembly. Lineage: Eukaryota; Fungi; Ascomycota; Sordariomycetes; Xylariales; Xylariaceae. The transcript has a single exon. The record is from RefSeq and is a predicted model, not a curated record. Gene Ontology annotation, cellular component: nucleus. Gene Ontology annotation, molecular function: nucleic acid binding; 3'-5' exonuclease activity. Bases 282 to 1364 code for a protein of 360 amino acids.
UGAAUUUCCAAAUCAUCUCAAUCAGCAUCGACACACCUCGCCUCAUGCUGCCUAGUAGGGGAAGAAGCUUUUACUUGUUCUCCUGGUCUCAGAGACAGUCUUCAUAGCACUAUUUUGCUAUUUGAUCCUUCUAAUUCGCAUACGUGCAAAAUUCUGCAUUGACCUAACCCCUGCACUAUUCCGUCUACAAUAAACCUAACGUCGUCAGAUCAACUGCAUGUGAAUAAGAAACUCAUCUCACAGAAAUGUCAGCAUAGAGGCCGCGGCGCUUCAGAGAGAAGAUGGCACAAGAGCUGUCGUCCAAUUGGAAGAAACUCCAAGCAAAAAUUCAGGCAGAAUCUUCCACUGCUCCUAUUUCGCCGCCCGAGGGGUCAACGUCACAAGACUCUUCUUCAAGCAAGAAGCGGAAAUCUAGGCAAUUCCCCGAAAAGGGACCAACGCCAAAGAAGCCAAAAUCUAACAACGCUUCACAUCGAGUACAUAUAUCGCCCAUUUCCAAAGCAUUGCCUCAAAAGAGCAAAUCUUCCACGAAACCACAGGCGAUGGGCGUUACCCAGUCUUCCGCAAUAGUCAAAGGCACGCCUGCUACCGUGACACCUUCACUAGCUCUCUGGGCCAAAGAAAAUGAUAUAACGGCUGAGGACCUCGCUGAAGCCUAUAAUCUAGGGUCUAAGCGUGGCCGAACUUCGUCGUCUGCUGCUGUGUCCAUCACAGAGAUCGCGCAAGAUAAGCGUCGAGUUAACGAAGGUUUGGCGCCCAAUGUUGAAGUGGGCAAAUACAUUGCUAUAGACUGCGAAAUGGUCGGUAUAGGGCCUGAAGGACAUGAUCACAUGUUAGCACGCGUAAGCUGUGUAGAUUUCCAUGGCAAACAGGUAUACGACUCUUUCGUAUGUCCCCGCGAGCGUGUCACCGACUAUCGAACAGAAAUCACGGGAAUCACUGCCUCUAUGCUACGAUCUUCAAGUGCGCGGCCGUUUGAGGAGGUGCAGGCUACGGUUUCUGAUUUACUUAGGGGUCGGAUUCUUAUCGGUCAUGACGUGAGGCAUGACCUGGCUGUUCUCGAGAUUAGUCAUCCAACACCGCAGAUACGCGAUACUGCACGGCAUUCCAGCUUUCGCAAAUAUGGGCACGGACCAAAACCGGCAUUACGUGUUCUCGCUAGAGAAAUACUCGGUCUGGAUGAGUUUCAAAAAGGCAAACAUUCCAGUAUUGAAGACGCCAGAGUCGCCAUGCUGCUUUUCCGGACGAAGAAGUCGGAAUUUGAUGUGGAGAAUGGGAAUCGCUACGGGAUGGAUGGUGGUUUAACCCACAACUUGAAGUCAAAAGGGCCAAAAGCCUCUAAAAGCAAGAGAAAGAAAAGGUGAUGUCUUAGCUGUGAGGCAGGAUGUUAUACAGCCAAUAGCCUACGCAACCAUGGCGCCUUCUCCGUGACGAUAAUCGAUUCUGAUAGUAGCUUGUCGAGGGCUCGAUUUAGUUCUAUUUGGUAACACUUCCUAGUCACGAUACCACCAUAUAGGUAUCGUCUACCAGGAAUACCUGGAUCAAAACUCGACCAGUUUCAUGAAGCAUGCUUAGGCGAUUUCGAGAUCUUGCGCUCAUUCAUCCUGUAUGGCUCAUAACAUGGAAGUUACCGACAAGAUCACACGGGAUGGCAAGGCCGGCAUUUGAUUCAUCAGAAAAUGCGACGGACUGGGGGGACCUGUAGCGGAGGGACUCUUGCUCCCAGGUUGGUGCCACACAACGUCAAGGACAGAUGUCGCGACUUCAAUGUAUAUGUAAGGAGGUCGAUAGUGUUUGCAUCUCGGCCGGAGCACCCCAAAUUGGGUAUUCGUGUUAUAAACCGUGUUUAGGUGUUUGUUAGAAUCAUCCUAGAUCCCAACGAUGAGUGCAGGCUUUGACUUGAGCAUAGAUCAUGACUGUUUGCCUAAUACAUUCACCCUCAACAUCUAAGUUAGCCUCAUCGCUUCGGUAAGUAUCUUGCACUCUCGAGUGGCCCAAGCUUCGUGAGCAGGCAUGUUCCUUUAGAGAGCUUACAUAUUGGUAACAUC